AUGAAUCAUGGAAUAGAGUUGAAAACACAAAAGAAAGUGCAAAAUAUUAAAAUCCAACAAGAACUAUCACUUUCAAAUGAAAAAUUUCCCAGAAAAUUAAACAAUUUCAAUAUUGAUGAAGGACAGCAGCCAUCACAAUUUACUAUUACAUUUAGAAACAAUUCAUUUAAUAAUCAAAAUUCAAGCACAGAUCCAGGAUUAAAUGAUAGAGAGUCUCCUCCCUUUAUAGGUGGAUUUGCCAUGCGAAAAAGGCUUUUCCUUCAACAGUGCCUGACCAGAGGUGUUGUAGAAGUUCGACUCAAGGUGGUUAGAACAAUCAUUGAAGACUGAGAUGGAGCAUGUGGUGAGUAAAUCCAAAGCCUAUGCACUCUAACUGCAUAAGCUGUUUAUGUGCCACCGCCAAUGACUGGGAAGAGAGCCUUGGAAUCUGGAGGAUAGGAGCCUUACAGAAAGUCUUUAAUAGUUGAGAAGUCACCUGGUGAUGUACUCCGACAAGCUCAAUCAUUCUGAUCAGAGGCCAUGGGCAUCCCAAAGAGAGUCAAGAGUAAGCAACUGGUGCAGAAUCAGCUUAUGCUGGGAAGGGCAAGUGGUAAAACAAGUUCCAAACCUACACACUCUAACGACAAGGGCAGUUCAAGUGUCAUUGGCAACAACCAGAGAGGAGGAUUCUUGAGCCUAGAGGAUCGGAACUGUACAGUAAAUCCAGCAGCAGCUGAAGCGUCUUGCGAAAUUUUUGGUGCUCGGUUAAUUCAGAUCGGUAUACCAACCAGAAUUUUGAUCAAAAAUUAAGUAACGAUUACGAUGAAAAAUUAAUUAUAUAAUGAUAAACGAUAGAGAGUCUCUUAAACUUGAAGAAAUUAGCAGUCUAGCAAUACGUGUAAUGAUAACUUCAGCUGUAAAUAGUUUGCUCUGCUUUAUUUUUGCAUUUAGUGAUAUAUGGCCUCUUGUUAUCAUUGCUUUUUUCCCAACUAUAGGAUAUCUAGGAGCUUUGAGACUAAGCAAAAAGCUAUUAUUGGCCUAUAUGCUUAUAAUGGCAAUUAUCAACAUUUUAAGGAUGACUUUAAUUUUUCGCAUUAAAAGGUAUGACUAUGCUGGACUUGCGUUAUUGUCAACUCUUCUUUCAUUAAUUUUUAUGAUUUGGAUUAUUCGAUUUUACAAGUUAUUAGGAACUUUUAGCUCUGCUAAAAAUGAGAGAGACUACGGUUAAAGAGGGUUAAAAACAGGGUUUAUUUUUCAACCCCAAGCCAAUCGAGCAUCGGCUUCACGCUUCAUGUGGCACUAAACAAUAAAGCCACCUAGCACCCUUUUCCUUCUGGCCACCAAAAAUGGUGACAUGCCACUCUAAUGAGGAGACUCACCCUAACCUCUUGGCAGCACAGGACUCUCUUAACCCUGGUAGUGCUUAGGUUAUGAGGGAAACUGCCAUUUACAGGCAAUAUCAUGCUCCCCAGAAGUGCCCGAUAGGUGUUGCGCUGUCGGUCCUCUUGUCUGUGGGUCGAGGGGAUGCCCAGUCAGCCCAAGUCUGCACCCCGCCCUGGAGAAAUCCUCCACCUCAAGACCAUGGUCCUUUCAAGUGCCAGCAGAGCAUUGACCUGAAAGUUUUGGUUUUGCGCACUCCAUGAUGGAGUAUUUCUCUAAAAAUGAAGAAAUAGCUGAUUUACUAUGAAAUUCAAGUAAUUCGAGAAAUAUUGAAAUUUCAAUAGCAAGUAAUAUGCAGUCUUCAAAUUCAAAACUGAAGAGCCAUUCUUGAGAUGAAUUUUUUAAAAAUAAACAAAGCGGCACAAUACUGAAAUUUACACCUUCAUGGAAUCCUUUAACUCCCUAA
Molecule: messenger RNA, 1825 nt
Organism: Blepharisma stoltei
Lineage: Eukaryota; Ciliophora; Heterotrichea; Heterotrichida; Blepharismidae
Source: the annotation of a GenBank genome assembly